Spinacia oleracea (spinach) is the source of this 1710-nucleotide messenger RNA. RefSeq lists its product as uncharacterized. Gene Ontology annotation, molecular function: protein dimerization activity. Bases 1 to 1710 code for a protein of 569 amino acids. The transcript is spliced from 2 exons. NCBI's taxonomy places the organism in Eukaryota, Viridiplantae, Streptophyta, Magnoliopsida, Caryophyllales, Amaranthaceae. The record is from RefSeq and is a predicted model, not a curated record.
AUGGGAAAAGAUACUAAUUCAGCUCAUGCAUAUUCUGCUUUGUGUUGGGAGAAUCGGAAGAAACCUGAAGGUCAUGUUGACACUGUCAUUGAAAAACUUACUCCAAAACAGAUUGCUGAUAACUGUUUGAGACUAAGUGUUUCAAUAACAAUUGUUCGAUGGCUUACAUUUCAAAAAUGUGCAUUUAGGGGACACGAUGAGAGUGCAACAUCACUAAAUCAAGGGAAUUUUUUAGAGAUGUUGAAACUAAUUGCUUCCUAUAAUAAAGAUGUACAAAAAGUUGUGUUAGGAAAUGAUCCACAAAAUGCUCAAUAUAUAGCUCCGGACAUUCAAAAGCAAAUUUUACAAAUCUUUGCUCAAAAAGUGCAAAAUGAAAUUCGCAAGGAGAUUGGUGAUUCAAAUUUUUGUAUCAUUGUUGAUGAAUCUCGAGAUGUAUCAAAACGGGAACAAAUGGCUAUUGUUAUAAGAUUUGUUGAUGGGUAUGGGAUUCUGCGAGAACGGUUUUUGGAGUUGGUACAUUUCAAGGAUACUACUUCCAAGACUCUCAAGGAAGAAAUCACCACAGUUUUGUCUAAUCAUGAGUUAAGUAUUCAAAAUCUUAGAGGUCAAGGAUAUGAUGGAGCCAGUAAUAUGCGCGGGGAGUGGAAUGGUUUGCAAGCUUUUUUUAUAAAAGAUUGUCCAUAUGCAUACUACGUGCAUUGUCUAGCACACCAACUGCAAUUGGCUCUUGUUGCUGCUGCAAGAGAAGUGUUUGAGGUUCAUGAAUUUUUUAAAGAUUUAAUAUUUAUUGUGAAUGUAGUCAGUUCUUCUUCUAAGCGUCAUGAUGAAUUACAAGAUAGACAAGUAAUUGAGUUAGAACACUUGGUUGAAAUUGAGGAGGUUGAGACUGGUAAAGGGUUGAAUCAAAUUGGCAACUUGAAACGUCCCGGGGAUACUAGAUGGAGUUCUCAUUUCAAGUCCAUAUGUAGCGUUGUAAAGAUGUUCAAUGCUACUCGUUCUGUCCUUGAGAAAAUUGCUAUUGAUCAUCAAGCCACUUGUUCUCAACGCGGAGAUGCCACUUAUGCUCUUAAAAAGUUAUUGGCUUUUGAUUUUUUAUUCAUUUUACACGUGAUGCAGGAACUUAUGGGAUAUACAGAUGCACUUUGUCGAGCUUUUCAACAUAAAUCAAUAGACCUUUUAAAUGCUAUGGAUUUAGUUGCGAGCACAAAAUCUUUAAUUCAGAAGUUAAGAGAUGAUGGAUGGGAAAAUCUUUUACAGAAAGAACUCAAUAGUCGUUUUAGUGAGCAAACAACGGAGCUGCUUAUUUUAAGUAGAACUUUGAAUCCUAUUGAUGGUUAUAAGCACUUGAAUGUGGAAAAAAUUUGUCGUCUUGCAGAGAAAUACUAUCCCGGUGACUUUUCAGAUCAUGAAAAAUUUCAUUUGAAGUAUCAACUUGAGUUAUUUUAUUGUGAUGCUUCUAAACAUCCAGAGAUGAAGAAUUUGUGCACUAUAGCAGAUCUAUGUCGAAGUUUGGCCGAAACUGGGAAGUCAGAUGUCUAUCAUUUAGUUGACAGAUUGAUUAGACUUAUUUUAACACUUCCUGUUAGUACAGCAACUACUGAGAGAGCUUUUUCAGCAAUGAAAAUUGUCAAGACUAAUUUGCGGAAUAAGAUGGAAGACGACUUUCUUUCAAACUACUUGGUUGUGUAUAUAGAAAAAAGAAAUUGCUGA